This is a messenger RNA of Polyodon spathula (Mississippi paddlefish), 2009 nucleotides long. RefSeq names its product tRNA methyltransferase 61B (gene trmt61b). NCBI's taxonomy places the organism in Eukaryota, Metazoa, Chordata, Actinopteri, Acipenseriformes, Polyodontidae. The transcript is spliced from 7 exons. Bases 531 to 1961 code for a protein of 476 amino acids. Gene Ontology annotation, cellular component: tRNA (m1A) methyltransferase complex. The record is from RefSeq and is a predicted model, not a curated record. Gene Ontology annotation, biological process: tRNA methylation.
UUCAAGCAAAGUCGCCUGGUUAUGAAAGAGACGUGAGCUAGUUGUCUCUUUAUUAGCCUUUUGCUUAUGACAUAAGUGGAGGUUUAUCUUUGUGUGUACUAGAUCGUAUGGGUUACACACCGCGGUUUUUUUUAAUCGUUUAAAUUCGUUGAUUUAUUCGCACAUAGUCCACACAAGUCUAUCGUGAUAUGGUAACAAAAUACAAUUGUGUUGCUUCGUUUAAACGUUUAAUCAUUAAAUCGGUACAUUUUUAAAAACAGUUUCUCAAUGCCAUGUUUUAGUAUAUGCGUGAGAAUUCUGUGUGUUAUAGAGUUGCAAACUCCUUUUUGAAUUCAUACACAAGCAUAUUUUCGUUGCAAUACUUUGUCAGUUGAGGGAUAUAGUACCGUGCUUGUUUAAGUUGCAAAUGCAGAUUGUUUUUCAUUCUGUGUUAUUGUCUAGUUAGUUAGACCUGCACCCUAACCCAAUCAGUAAUAUUGUUACUGCAUUUGGUUCAUAAUAUUGUUAUUAUUAUUACUUAGUGAAAACUGAUGCUGCUUAUCAGCCCCUGCCGUUUCCAAGCUCUGUGUCGGCACUUGCUGACCAAACGAGUGGACCAGUGCUGGAGACACGUGGCUUUGGUUCCACCUGGGGAGAGCAGUCAAAGGGACAAUGACAAAGGGACUCCCCAGAACUCAGAGACAGCACUUCAGAAGCCCAACGCCCAACCAUGGAGUGGUCUGCAGGGGGGGAGGAGGCGGAGAGCGUGGGAGAGAUCCCUGUCUCCCCUGGAGAGAAUUAGCCAGCUUCUGCCCCAGGACUCCCUGACAGAGGAUGUUCUGCAUCUCCGGGUGAAACCCCAGGAGGAGCAGAGCGAUCAGGAGGGGUCCCUAACUCCAGAGGCUCCUGCUGCUAAACCUAGAAGAUCCUUUGAUUCCUCUGAGCCAUGCAGCCCCUGCAGUGCUCCCAUCAGUGCCCCCUCGCCCCGGGAGGUGCCCUUCAAGCCAGGGGACCUGGUCCUGGCAGAGUUCCGCAAGAAGCAGCGCCUAGAGUUCAUGAAGAUGUUCAGCCUGAACCCAGAGGGGAAGCUGGAUAGUAACUGGGGGCUAGUCCAUCACCGGGACAUCGUGGGCAGGCUGCCCGGCCAGGUGCUCCGGACCACCACCGGCUUCAGAUUCCUGAUGAGGCGCCCCGCGCUGGACGAGUUUGUGCUGCUGAUGAAGAGGGGGCCCACCAUCUCAUACCCCAAGGAUGUGAAUGCCAUGCUGAUGAUGAUGGAUGUCAGUGAGGGAGACUGGGUGCUGGAGACGGGUUCAGGGUCUGGAGCCAUGACACUCUUUCUGUCCAGAGCAGUGGGCUCGAGGGGGCGCGUGGUCAGUUUUGAGGUCCGCUCGGACCACCAUGGCAGAGCGGUGAGAAACUUCCAGCGCUGGCGGUCGGCCUGGGAGGUGGCUCAUGGGGAGGAGUGGCCUGACAAUGUGGCCUUCAUCAACAAAGACGUGAGCAGCGCAGCCUCCGACAUCUCAGAAGUCAUCUUCGACUCGGUAGCUCUUGACAUGCUCAAUCCCCAGGUGGCCCUACCUGUUGUGCACCAGCACCUCAAACACGGAGCAGUGUGCGCUGUGUACCUGGCAAAUAUAACUCAGGUGGUGGACCUACUGGAAGGGGUGCGGCAGUGUCAGCUGCCCUUCUUCUGUGAGAAGGUGACCGAGGUGACGGACAGACACUGGCUGGUGACCCCAGCUCUAAAGAAGGAUGGGAGCAACGCACCCAGGGUACCGCCAGCAGGGGUCAGUCAAGAGAGGGAGCCAGGGAGCAAUGGUCAGGAACAGCUAGAGGACCCCAGUGACCAGGAGGAAGGACUGUUGGAAAUGAAGGUUAGCAGACCCUUUGGAACGGUACCUUAUAUUGCCCGUCCACAUCACGGGCACGGCAGCCACACAGCUUUCCUGGUCAAGCUGAGGAAAUUCCUGCCUGCAUAGCAACAUCUCCUCCACAGAUGUGACAAAAAUGAUGGUCAAUAACAAUGA